GCGUCCUUCAUGUGCAUCUUUGAACAGGCUCUACGCGACUGGUAUGUCUUCCCCCGGGUUCCCCGAAUCUAUGUAAUCGACAGGGCCAUCCGCCGUUCUGGCCGGAAAUGACACCACCGAUGUAUGCCAAUUGAUGCUGACGAUUACCCUAGAAGCAGCAGCUUUUGCGGCGUCUCACCCUCCCAAGUCUCCUUCCAGGUUGCGCCGUGCACUCGGUUUCACAUCCAUUGCAAUUGUCGCAUUUGUAGCGGGUUUCGUCUAUCCGAAUAUCCGAGCAGUGUCUCGCAUAAUGGCGUCUCCCAUUCCCACCGAUGAGGAGACUCUCACGCUCUUCCAACCGGAAGAUGAGUUCUCUCGCGAGGUUGACAAUUUCAUCAAACAUCAUCCCUUAUCAGAGGAGCUGCGUGCCAACCCUCUGUUCACCGAGUCCCGCCCACACCUGAAGAUCCCAGAGGAGAUGCGCAGGCGGAAUCUCACCGCGGGCACACUGGCUGGACCGGAUAGGAUAGUCGUGCCGCCGUACAUCUGGAGUGAGAAGGGUGGAAAGAGCAUGGUGUCGAUCUUCUAUCUUGGUUCUGAUGUAUGCGGUCACCCUGGAAUCGUCCACGGCGGUAUGUUGGCCACUAUUCUCGACGAAGGAUUGGCCAGGUGCUGCUUCCCUGCUCUGCCUAACGGCGUGGGUGUUACUGCAAACCUGAACAUUGAUUAUCGACGACCGGCGCCGGCCAAUGCGUAUGCCGUGCUGAGAGCAGAGACUACCAAGGUCGAAGGUCGAAAGGCCUGGGUAGAAGGUCGCAUUGAGACGCUGCCGGAAGAGGGUAAGGAACCGGUCGUACUAGUCGAGGCUAAAGCCUUGUUCAUCGAGCCCAAGGGAGCAGCGAACAUGCCCAGUGUGUACAAGUCGGCCUCUUCGUAAUCUGAGAAAUGGCCAGUGGACGAGGUUGGAGAGCCAGCUGAUGAUCUUGCGUUUGUACAUGUGGGAUAGGCGUCUAAUAAGGAACGGGUGCAACGACAUGGAUAUUCAUUUCUUGUCUAUAGAAGCCUAGAGUUUUGAUAUAUGGACCUGCGGGCUUAGAAUAAAUAUAGAUAUAAAUACUAGUCGAUUCAACAGACAGCCCGAGUCGUAUGAUCUACAUACCACCAUGGGGAAAGCCAAGCGGGGUGAGACAGCAGACAAGGCAGCGGACGAGAUUGUAGGGUUCCCCUUCAUAAUACCAACAUGGCACUGUGUGAAU
Messenger RNA from Paecilomyces variotii, 1235 nucleotides. RefSeq names its product HotDog domain-containing protein. The record is from RefSeq and is a predicted model, not a curated record. Lineage: Eukaryota; Fungi; Ascomycota; Eurotiomycetes; Eurotiales; Thermoascaceae. The transcript is spliced from 2 exons. Bases 134 to 916 code for a protein of 260 amino acids.